CCGACCGUUGCUCGCUCUCCCGUCUUUAAUUUUAGUACUACCAUAACAGAUUCCCAAGAAUUCCAUAAUCGGACACUGAAGAAAAUCCCUUUACCCCCCCCCCUCCAAACCGAAUUUCAACCCCCCUCCUUCUCCAAGUAGAACAGUGAGAAAAAAUUCACCUAAAAAGGAAUCUGAUGAACGGAUCAAGCAUUACCACUGCUGCGACUGUGAUCGACGCGCUAUACGAGUUCUCGGCGCCGUGUUUCUUCGAUUUCAUCAAAGAAGAGUCUGAAGAUGAAGCGCGCACUGCCGAGCUCUGGUUUGAAACCGCCUUGACCUACGCUCCUUCUCCUUUUAUGGCUAGAAUCAAGGCUGGUAGUAGAUCCGUUCAUGUGGAGAGUCUAUGCAAUUUUAGUGAAGAAGAUCAAAUGCAUAAGGCAUCAGAAUCAUCGGAUGCAACAGCUCCUAACAGUAACUUAGAAGAUAAGACUCAAGACGAGCUCGUGUCUGAUAAAGUAAAGGAAGAAGUUAAACCCAUUGAGGCAAUGGUUGAAACUGAAGAGAAAAGCAAAUCCGCUGAGCAAGUAGAAACUGAAGCUUGCACUCCUAAACCAUUGAUGGUUUCUCAGAAAAAACUGGUGAGCUAUAAGAAGCAUCAGACAGCUAAAAAGAUAGCUAGUAUGAUACGGAACCCGUCAGUGUCGAAGCCGAAAACCAGCAAAGCUGGAACUCCUAAUCUGGCUCUAGAAAACCAAGCCAUCAAACGUCAGAAACUGGAUGGAGGAAGAUCUAGACAGAUACUAAACGUGAAACCCCAUAACUUGCUUCACAAGUCGAAACUUGGUCUUACCAGUAGCAGUUCCAACUUGAGCUCUUCUACUGCUAAAACUGUAGAUAGAAAGGUUUAUGUUCGAGAAAAAGCAGCACCAUUUGUUUCAAUGGCAGAAAUGAUGAAAAAGUUCCAAUCAUCUACCAGAGAUUUGUCACUCCCUCACAGUUCCUCAUUAAAUAUGCCACCGCUCAAAUUGACAAGACCUAAAGAGCCUGAAUUCGAAACAGCACAGAGAAUGCGCCCAGUUAGAGUGAAGAGCACCGCAGAGCUUGAGGAAGAAAUGAUGGCUAAAAUUCCGAAGUUCAAAGCAAGACCAUUGAACAAGAAGAUUUUUGAAGCUCCACCACUACCUUCAAUACCAAAAAGUACUCCAAAGCCUCCGGAAUUUCAGGAAUUUCAUUUGGAGACAAUGGCUAGAGCAAGUAAGAAUGCGGAGACCUCUUCGGUCGCUUCAACAGAAGUGACUCGUCAGAAUGAUCAAUGGAAACCUCAUCUCAUGGAACCUAAAGCCCCUGUGCUUCAAACAUCUCUGAGGGCAAGGCCUACAAAGGUCAAAAGUUCUAUUGAAAUCGAGCAAGAGGAACUUGAAAAAGCACCUAAAUUUAAAGCAAGGCCAUUGAACAAAAAGAUAUUUGAGAGCAAAGGAGAAUUGGGAAUCUUCUUUAAUGCAAAAAAACAGGUGACUAUACCUCAAGAGUUCCAUUUUGCAACACAUGAGAGGGUACCACCACGAGCAUCAGUUUUUGAUUUAUUUGACAAGCUUUCUCUGAAUUCAGUAUCUAGCCAUGAUCCAAUUCCAAGAAAAACCUUUCUCAAUCCAUUCCAUCUCCACACAGAGGAAAGAGGUGAUGAAAAAGAAAAGAAGUUUGUGAUGGAAGUUAUAGAGAAGCACUUUGAAGAGGAAAGAGUCAGGGUCCCCAAGGCUAACCCAUAUCCAUACACCACUGACUACCCUGAGAUUCCUCAGAAACCCGAACCGAAGCAGUGUACAAAACCAGAACCCUUCCAAUUGGAGAGCCUGGUGAGGCACGAGGAGGAGAUGAAAAGAGAGAUGGAAGAAAGAAAGAGAAAGGAGAAAGAAGAAGCUCAGAUGAGGGUCUUCAAGGCUCAGCCGGUUCUAAAAGAGGAUCCAAUUCCUGUUCUUGAAAAAUCUCGCAAGCCUCUAACACAAGUGCAACAAUUCGACCUCCAUGUCAAUCAUAGAGCGGUGGAGAGAGCAGAAUUCGAUCAAAAAAUUAAAGAGAAGGAAAUGAUUUACAAGAGAUACAGAGAGGAGAGUGAGGCUGCUAUAAUGAUUAGGGAAGAGAAGGCAUUGAAGCAACUGAGAAGGACAAUGGUUCCCCAUGCUAGGCCUCUUCCCAAGUUCGAUCAUCCUUUCUGCCCUCAAAAGUCUUCCAAGGUGACAACAAAACCGAAAUCACCACGCCUACGAGUUCUCCAAAGAAUCGAACGGAAGAAAACGAUCGGUUCACUCACCGCUCCGACUUCCAGUCUGGCCACUCUUAUGAGGUGAUUUCGGUUUCUGGAAAUACCAUCCCGGGCCGCCACCCGAAGUGGUUGUUCAAGAACUUUUGAACCCCU
This is a messenger RNA of Hibiscus syriacus, 2395 nucleotides long. RefSeq names its product protein TPX2-like. The record is from RefSeq and is a predicted model, not a curated record. The transcript is spliced from 18 exons. Bases 177 to 2327 code for a protein of 716 amino acids. Lineage: Eukaryota; Viridiplantae; Streptophyta; Magnoliopsida; Malvales; Malvaceae. Gene Ontology annotation, biological process: mitotic spindle assembly; regulation of mitotic spindle organization; activation of protein kinase activity. Gene Ontology annotation, cellular component: mitotic spindle; nuclear microtubule. Gene Ontology annotation, molecular function: protein kinase activator activity; microtubule binding.